Saimiri boliviensis boliviensis (Bolivian squirrel monkey) is the source of this 1828-nucleotide messenger RNA. RefSeq names its product C-X-C motif chemokine receptor 2 (gene CXCR2). NCBI's taxonomy places the organism in Eukaryota, Metazoa, Chordata, Mammalia, Primates, Cebidae. The record is from RefSeq and is a predicted model, not a curated record. Gene Ontology annotation, cellular component: external side of plasma membrane; membrane. Gene Ontology annotation, molecular function: interleukin-8 binding; C-C chemokine binding; C-X-C chemokine receptor activity. Gene Ontology annotation, biological process: G protein-coupled receptor signaling pathway; positive regulation of cytosolic calcium ion concentration; immune response.
AAAACACUCAGAGACAGAAGGUGGGUAGGCAAAUCUCCACCUUCAGACUGGUAGGCUCCUCCAGAAGCCAUCAGACAGGAAGAUGUGAAAAUCCACAGUGCUCAUCCCAGAAUCACUAGGUGGCACCUAUCCUGGGUCAAAGUCCCAGGACAGACCUCAUUGUUCCUCUGUAGGAACACCUCCCCAGGAGGGCCUCCUGGAUUUCCCCCCUCUCAACCCAGAAGUUUCAUCGUCCAGGCUUCAUUUUUUUCUGUGUAACAGCUCUGACUACCAUCCAACCUUGAGGCAUCUUGAAGACUUCGGUGGCCACUCCAAUAACAGCAGGCUGCAGCUGCUGUCCUGGAGGUGUUCCACAGGUGAAAAGCCCAGCAUCCUGGUCAGGAUUUAAGUUUUCCUCAAAAAUGGAGCAUAUUAACUGGGAUGACUACAACCUCGAAGAUUUCUUUGGAGAUCUUAGUAAUUACACUUACAGCUCUGACCUGCCCCCUCUUCUACUAGAUGCUGCCCCAUGUGAGCCAGAAUCCCUGGAAAUCAACAAGUAUUUUGUGGUCAUUACCUAUGCCCUAGUAUUCCUGCUGAGCCUGCUGGGAAACUCCCUGGUGAUGUUGGUCAUCCUAUACAGCAGGGUUGGCCGCUCUGUCACCGAUGUCUACCUGCUGAACCUGGCCUUGGCCGACCUGCUCUUUGCCCUGACCUUGCCCAUCUGGGCUGCCUCCAAGGUGAAUGGCUGGAUUUUUGGCACAUUCCUGUGCAAGGUGGUCUCGCUCCUAAAGGAAGUCAACUUCUACAGUGGCAUCCUGCUACUGGCCUGCAUCAGCAUGGAUCGCUACCUGGCCAUUGUCCAUGCCACACGCACAUUGACCCAGAAGCGCUACUUGGUCAAGUUCAUAUGUCUCAGCAUCUGGGGUCUGUCCUUGAUCCUGUCCCUGCCCGUCUUCCUUUUCAGAAGGACCAUCUACCCGCCCUCUUUUAGCCCUGUCUGCUAUGAGGAUAUGGGCAACAAUACAGCAACAUGGCGGAUGGUGUUGCGGAUCCUACCCCAGACCUUUGGCUUCAUUGUGCCGCUGCUGGUCAUGCUGUUGUGCUACGGAUUCACCCUGCGCACGCUGUUUAAGGCCCACAUGGGGCAGAAGCACCGGGCCAUGCGCGUCAUCUUUGCUGUGGUCCUCAUCUUCCUGCUCUGCUGGCUGCCCUACCACCUGGUCCUGCUCACAGACACCCUCAUGAGGACCCAGAUGAUCAAGGAGACCUGUCAGCGCCGCAAUGACAUUGACCGGGCCCUGGAUGCCACCGAGAUUCUGGGCAUCCUCCACAGCUGCCUCAACCCCCUCAUCUAUGCCUUCAUCGGCCAGAAGUUUCGCCAUGGACUCCUCCGGAUCCUAGCCACACAUGGCCUGAUCAGCAAGGACUUCCUGCCCAAGGACAGCAGGCCUUCCUUUGUUGGUUCUUCUUCAGGGCACACUUCCACUACUCUCUAAGGCCUCCUGCCUAAGUGCAGCCCCGUGACUCCUCCCUUCCCUUCAGAGUUGCUUUCCAAGCCUCAUGUCCACCGGUUCUUCUUGGUCUCAGUGUCAGUGGUCACAGGAAGCAGAGGAGGCCACGUUCUCACUAGGUUCCCUUGCAUGGUUUAGAAAGCCUGCCCUGACGCCCCACCCCUCACCAUAAUUUCGACGUCACCUGCUGGAGCUCUGUCCAUCCUGCCCCUGAGCCCAUGGCACUCUGUGUUGUAAGAAGUGAAAAUCUACACUCCAGUGAGACAGCUCUGCAUGCUCAUUAGGAUGGCUAGUAUCAAAAGAAAGAAAAUCAGGCUGCGUGUGGUGGCUCAGGC